Molecule: messenger RNA, 2318 nt
Organism: Effrenium voratum
Lineage: Eukaryota; Dinophyceae; Suessiales; Symbiodiniaceae
Source: the annotation of a GenBank genome assembly
AGCCAUCUUGGCUUAAGGCUCAGAUGGAUUAACAGAAGGUGGCAGGCGAUGGUCACCCGCCGCUUGACCGUGAACGUGGAGAACCUGACGCAGGAUCGCUGUGCCUUCAUUUUCUCCGGCGAGAAUUUCGAGUCGGGAGGCUGGAAGGGCUCCCGCAUCAACAAAUUCGUGGACUAUGCCCAGUUGGAGUUCGAGUGCCAGAGCUGGUGGUCAGGGCUCUCAGGCUACGUGGUCUUCAGUAAUGCGGACCACUCUCAGCUGCUGACGCUGGCCUUUGCCUUGCCCAUCACGACAGCACCCUGCUUCACGGCGCGCUGCGGUCCCAAGCUGCACGGCAAGGACCUGCUGGCGCGAGUGCCGGACCUGGGCCGACCCGGCUCGGGGCUGCGCCGGGAGGCCUGCUGCGCUUGGGAGACCCAGGAGCUCACCGACGAGCACGUCACCAUGCGCUUGGUGCUUUUGCCCGCAGAGGGCACGGCUCUGCCGGAGGAGCUCGCGCGGCGCCUGGCAAAGGCCCGGUACUGCCGCUCCACCUUGACCGACCAGGCGGUGGCUGGGCCGAGGAUGACGUUGGUGGAGCGGCGCCUGAUUCUGGAGGUGGACAACCGCAGCGAGGAGAGCAUGAUCUGCGAUGGUGACUUCUUUGACAGCGGCAGCUGGUGCAGCAAGAUUGAUCGCCUGAACAGGCAAGAGCACACCAAGCUGGAGUUCGCGUGCGACGAUUUCUUCUCGGGCCUGCAAGGCUUAGUCUGGUUUGUCAGUGAGAAGAGUUUGGACACCUACUUCAGCGUGGUCUUUUCCAACCCAAUGGCAGGCAGUGCAACGUUCAAUGCCUGGGCGGGGCCACCGCCGGCCGAACUCUUGCAGGAGAUGCGAGCGGCACCAGUGCUAGAUUCCAGCAAAGAGGUGCAGGUGCCCACUGGGCAGGGCUGUGCUUGGAGCGUUCUAGAGCUCGGCGCUGUGAUUCACAUUCGUCUUAUCAUCUUGGAAGAGUUGGCAUCUAUGGACCCCUUGGCGUACCCGCCCAAAGCCGUGCCCUCGAGAUCUCCGGCGGAAAAGCCGCCCGAAGUGGCGAAGCCCGAGGAGCCGCCGGCGGCGGCGCCGGCCUUGUCCAGUAGUACGGCCAUGGUGGCGGUGAAGACCAAGGAGGAGCUGGACGCCAGCAGUUCCGUGGACAAGUUCCUGAGCUCCACGCGGCCCCGGGACGUGAUCGACGGCACCUUCAGCGGCCUCAAGGUGGCGGGGGCGGGGGUCCUGGCGGGGGGCGCGGCGCUGAUCGCGGCCCCCGUGGUGGGCGCCAAGGAGGACGGGGUCACCGGCUUCUUCAAGGGCCUGGCCACCGGCGUCUGCGGCGCCAUCGGCUUGACCCUAGGGGGGGCGGUGGCGGGUGCCACGCAGCUGGCACGGGGCGUCUACAACACCCCGGAGGCCGUGCAGAAUGCCUACGCGAACAGGCGCUGGGAUGCUGAGCAGGGCAUCUGGGUGGAUGACUUCUGCAACCUCCGGGAGGAUGUCGCGAAAGCCGCCACCAUGGAAACCGAGUCCUCAGAUGAGGAGCCGGACGACCGGCCUAGCCGCAAGGUCGCAGACACCAGCUUUUACGACAUCUUGGAGGUAAAGCCCAACGCAACGCCCUCGGAGAUCAAGAAGAAUUACUACAAGGUGGCGCUGAAGCUCCACCCGGACAAGAACCAAGAUGACCCGGAGGCCAGUCGCAAGUUCCAGAAGUUGGCGCAGGCCUACCAGGUGCUCAGUGACCCCAAGCUCAGGGAGAGAUACGACCAGAACGGAGUAGAUGCCAUCAGUGACCAGGCACUGCCCAAUAUAGAUCCCGGGCUUUUCUUCAGCAUGCUUUUUGGCACCGAGCAGUUCGAGAAGUACAUCGGCAAGCUCUACUUGGCCAUGCAAACUGACCACAUUGCCAGAGACUUCCAGAAGGACCUCGACAAACACCCAGGACAAGAAGGGGUGGGUCGGGACGUCAUCGGCAACAGCAUCGAGAGGGAGAUGCGCUGGGGCUCUGAGAAGAAGGAUCUGCACAUCAAGCGGCAGCAGUUUGUGCGGGAGGUGACCUGUGCCACUCAGCUCAUCGCCCGCCUGGACAGAUGGGUGGUUGGCCGCAACCCCGACGGCUGGACCACCAGCGUGCUGCAAGAGACCGCAGAGCUUGCCCAGGUGUCCUUCGGCGGCCGGCUGCUGCAAACCAUCGGCUGGGUCUACGAGUGCGCGGCGGAGCAGUUCCUGGCGAGCUGCUGGGGGAACUUCACGCUGGACGGCUCGCUGCAGAGCUUGAAGGACUCCACGCACUCCACGGAGGU